GCCAUCGUCCCGGUGUGUUUGUCCCCACGAUGCGCUGUCCCCGCAAGGCCCUGCCCCAGUCAGGUCCUGUCCCCCACAGUCCUGCGUCCCUGAUGCGCCACAACACUGUCCCCUGCACACCCUGUCCCCACCAUGCUCCGUCCCAGGGACACUUCGUCCCCACGGGACCCUGUCCCCACCAUGCUCCAUCCCCAGCACACCCUGUCCCCAUCCCUGGGACACUUCGUCCUCGCGGGACCCUGUCCCCAUGGUGCUCCACCCCCAGCACACCCUGUCCCCGUGGUGCUCCAUCGCCACCCUGUCCCCGUGGCACCCUGUCCCCACGACGCUCGCUCCCUGCUGCACCCCCCCACCACAACGCUCCGUCCCCAGCUCUGUCCCCAUCUUGUCCCCACGCAGGUCCAUCCCCACACCCUCUGCCCCCGGGACACCGCGCCACGUCCGUCCCCACGGCUCCGCGGUGGGCGCAGGCUCCUGCUCCUCGCCGGUGCCCGCUGGCGGGGGGCGAGCGCUUCUUCCCUCAACCUGCUGCUAUUUUUACUCCCUCUGCGGGAGGAUUCGCUGCUGCGCGGAGCUGCAGCCCCCGCGGCACCGCGGCACGGGCACGGGGACGGGCACGGCACGGGGACGGGCACGGCACGGGGUGCCCACGGUGCCGUCCCGGCGACGAGCGGGGCCAUGUGUGCCACACGUGUGCCUGGAAGGUGCCCCCGUGUUCCGGGCCCGGUGUGGCCCCCCCGUGCCACGCUGCAGGUGCCACCCGCGGGUGACGGUGCGUGGGCGCGGGCGCGGGCGGCGCGUGCCGAUCCCGGGGGGCUGCGGGUGCCGGCGCUGCCGCAGCGCAGGGAGGGGAGGGGGCCCGGCCACCCCCUCACACGGCGUCUUCGUGGGUGGGAGAAGCGGGAACAGCAGCGGGAUGGAGCCCGGGAACCUGUUGCCAUAACGACUCCGGUCCCGGGAUGGGGACGAUGCUCAGAAGCUGGCACGGGAUCACCCGGCACAGGGUGACCGAGGGACCCCUCACUUUGUCCCCAGAGUUUGGUCUCCAUGAGGACACUGGGCUCUGACGGAGCCUGUCCCUGAUUUGUCCCCACCUGAGUGGUCACUGCCACAGGGAUAAGUUUGUCACCAAGAGCUAGGUUUUGUCACCCAGAGCCCGGCUUUGUCACACAGAGCCAAGAUUUGUCACGCAGAUCCAAGAUUUGUCGCCCAGAGCUGGACUUUGUCACCUAGAGCUGGGCUUUGCCACUCAGAGCUGAGAUUUGCCACCCAGAGCCGAGAUUUGCCACCCAGAGCCAAGAUUAGUCACCCAGAGCCGGGCUGUGCCGUGUUUUGCCGAGCUUUGCCGCGUGGUGCCGGGCGGGCGGGAGGCUGGUCCAUGGCUCGGUGCCACUCGGGUAAAUAUUUUGCUGGAGCGGUGGCUGCUGGCCCACGGCCACCCGCAGCCGUUGGAGCACCGGGAGAUCCGGGGGACGGAGCCAGUUCCCAGCUCCCCCUUCCUCGUUCCUGCUCAGAGGCGGCUUCCAUCGACACCGCCCCGGGACAUCCCAGGAGGGGACGAGCCAGCGCUCCGGCUGCUGGCCACCCCGCUGUCCCCCUGCCUGGGGACCCCCUGGCUGUGCCCCUUCAGUGGGGCAGGAGAGGUGCCCUCGGUGUCCCCCGCUCCCUGCCUGGACUGUGCAGCCCUGGUGCCCAGCGUUGCCCUGGGGGAUGAGCCCCCGCUUCCCCCGGGGAACGUUUUUUGUCCCGUGGGGUUUUCUAUGGGGAAAAUCUCCAAAAGCUGGGGAAGAGCCAGGGCAAGUGGGCACAACCCUGGGUGAAGACACAGCCCCCCUACCCCCGACAUCCCAGGGGCUGCAGCUGAGGGUGGGGGGACCCCCAGAACACAGGCGAUGGGAUGUUUUGGGAGUCCCAUGUCCCCACCGAUGUCCCCUGCACAGAUCCCCAGAGUGGUGUCCCCGUCCCCUGUGGCACUGAGUAGCCGGGUGGGGGGAAUUUUGCCGCUGCCCACACAGGGGUGGGAGCGGCUGUCCCCCCGUCCCCUCUCCCCCACCUCUGGGGAGACUCGGGCAUAAAGGACAGGGACACACAUGGAGCCACCUGUCCCUGUCCCAUCCCAACCGGCCACCGCAGGCAAGGUCCCCCAUGGCAGGGAAGGGGUUAAGGACCCCCCAUAGGUUGGCUGAACCCCCUGGGGGGCUCCCCAAGGGCUCAUUACCGCGGCCUCAGCCCCCCUGCCCGGGGAGGGGGGGAUGAAUAAUUCAGCGCCUGGUAGGAAGACGUGUCCUCCCUCCCUCUCCUUCCUCCUCCUCCUCCUCCUCCUCACCGGCUCUGCCUUCCCCACCUCCCGCCACUCUCAUUCCUCGCCGUACCGAGCCCCGGGUGCCACCGAACUCCGCUCGGUACCGGUGCCAGAGACCCCCCCCGGCUCCGGUGACUCCCGGCCAAGGCCAUGGACCCCAAGGAGCGCAAGAAGAUCCAGUUCUCCGUGCCGGCCCCCCCCAGCAACCUGGACCCCCGCGCCGUGGAGAUGCACACGCCGGACCCACAGCCCCCGGGAGGAGCUGGUCUGGGGCUCUCAUGGGGCUGGGGCGCACUGAGGACACCCCGGGGACCCCGUGCCGGGUGGGCUCGUGGCCCUGCACCCACAGGCGCACACACGCUCACACACGUGCAGACACGUGUCCCUGGGGCGCAGGGCAGGGGACAGGGGGACCCGGGGCGUCCCCAGCCGGUGACACCCCGCUGUGCCCCAGAUCCGCCGGCGGAGGCCCACGCCGGCCAUGCUCUUCCAGCUCUCCGAACACUCCUCACCAGAGGACGAGAAUCUGCCCUACCAGCGCUCGGGCGAGGGCUGCCUGCUCAAACCAAAGAGGACCAACCCGUGUGCCUACACCCCGCCCUCGCUCAAAGCGGUGCAGCGCAUCGUGCAGUCCCACCUGGAGAGUGGCAUGGGAGGGGGUGACAGCUCCGACGGGGAGCCCGAUGACGGCUGCGACCCCGACAGUGCCCUCGAGUCUGCCCCGGGGAGCCAGGGCAGAGCCGAGCGCAGCUACUUCCCCGCCGGGCUCAAGGCGCACAAGCGGAAAGGCGGGCAGAAGGUGUCCUUCGCCGGCGGCAUCGACGAGCGCGAGGAGGACCUGAAGUCGCUGACGGUGUCAGAGAUCCCCGAGGACCCCGAGGGAGCGGAGGGUGACGAGGAAGAGCCGGGGCAGGAGCAGGACGGUGGCACCGGGGAGCGGCGACACGUUGGCUUCGCCGAGGUGCCCUCGCGCCCCAUCGGCACCGAGCGCCACUCGCCCACCUUCCCGCUGGGCACCAGUUAGCUGGCACCGGGCACCGGGCACCGGCCCCCCGGCCCCCCCGGCCCCCGCAGCUUCGCCUGUGCCCCCCGGCUGCCCCCCGCCCGCUGCCUGCGCUUCGUCUGCCGUGUGCCAUGUGCCGUGCGCCAUGUGCCGUGUGCCGCGCCAUGCUGGGCCACGCCGGGACACGUCGGGACCCCCGGCCACGGCCGCCCCCUCCCCACGGGCCUCGCUGCCCCCCCGGCUGCCGGCGCAGGAGCCGGGGAUGGGACCCCCGGGCGCUGGUGGGGUCUGGGCCCCCCCUGGCUGCUGCCCCCCGGCCCCAACCGAGCAGAGCCCCCUGCCCGCAAUAAACGGCUGU
Messenger RNA from Poecile atricapillus (Black-capped chickadee), 3663 nucleotides. RefSeq names its product protein phosphatase 1 regulatory inhibitor subunit 1B (gene PPP1R1B). Bases 2784 to 3326 code for a protein of 180 amino acids. Lineage: Eukaryota; Metazoa; Chordata; Aves; Passeriformes; Paridae. Gene Ontology annotation, biological process: intracellular signal transduction. The transcript has 8 exons. Gene Ontology annotation, cellular component: cytoplasm. The record is from RefSeq and is a predicted model, not a curated record. Gene Ontology annotation, molecular function: protein phosphatase inhibitor activity.